Molecule: messenger RNA, 2215 nt
Organism: Astyanax mexicanus (Mexican tetra)
Lineage: Eukaryota; Metazoa; Chordata; Actinopteri; Characiformes; Acestrorhamphidae
Product: protocadherin alpha-3-like
Exons: 2
Coding region: 452-2215 (587 amino acids)
Biological process (GO): homophilic cell-cell adhesion
Cellular component (GO): plasma membrane
Molecular function (GO): calcium ion binding
Source: RefSeq, a predicted model, not a curated record
UGGUGUGAAUUUAAAGACAGGUUUUCUCUAUGUUAAAGAGAGACUUGACAGAGAUGAGCUUUGUGAGCACAACCUAAAAUGUUUGAUAGCAUUAGAAGCUGUCGUCAAUUCACCACUUAAUAUAUAUCGGUUUGAAGUUAACGUAUUAGAUGUCAAUGAUAAUUAUCCUGUAUUUCGACAGAUAGAAACACAAAUAAAUGUUUCUGAAUCUUCUUUUUUUUUAGGGGAAAGAUUUGCUUUACCAAGUGCGCAUGAUGCAGAUGUGGGCAGUAACUCGGUAAAGAGCUACAAACUGAGCCAAAAUGAACAUUUCUCUCUAGAUGUACAGAGCGGAGAAGAGAGUGUAUCUGCAGAGUUAGUGCUGCAGAAAGCUUUAGACCGAGAAAAACAGUCUGUUAUCCAGCUUACACUGACAGCUGUUGACGGAGGAAAACCUCCUCGAUCUGGUUCCAUGACUAUAGUUAUAAAUGUGCUAGAUGUCAAUGACAAUAUUCCAGUUUUUAGUAAGUCACUUUAUAAAGCUCGAAUUAAUGAGAAUGCGUUUCCCGGUACAUCCGUAAUUACCGUGCAUGCCAGUGAUUUGGAUGAGGGUGUAAAUGGUGAAAUCGUUUAUGCAUUUGUUAACCAUGACAAUGACAAAAAUAUCAACGCAUUUUUAAUAAAUCCAGAAAACGGCGAGAUCGUUGUGAAUGGUAAUUUAGACUACGAAAAGAAAAACGCGGUCGAGCUUCGAGUGCAGGCGAAAGACAAAGGGCACAGUCCAAGAGCUGCGCUGUGUAAAGUUUUAGUAGAAAUCAUUGAUAUUAACGAUAAUAUACCUGAAAUUUCAGUGACGUCUUUAGUUAACCCUAUUAAGGAAGAUACGCCGGUUGACACAAUGGUUGGAAUGAUUACGGUGAUUGACAAUGAUGCUGGUAAAAACGGCCAAGUAAGCACGAAUAUUAUAGGAUCCGUCCCAUUUAAGAUACAAAAGUCGUAUAAAAAUUAUUAUACAUUGCUUGUAAAUGUACCGCUAGACAGAGAGAGCGCAUCUCAGUAUAACAUUACUAUUAUAGCAACUGAUGAAGGAAUCCCACCUCUUUCCAGUAGAACUAUUAUUACUGUACAUGUUUCUGAUGUAAAUGAUAACCCGCCACGCUUUCAAGAGCCCGUCAUUAAUGUUUAUGUGAAAGAGAACAGUCAGAUUGGAGCUGCUAUUCAUACAGUAUCUGCAUUUGAUCCUGAUGUUGGAGAUAAUGCAAGAAUAACUUAUUCAUUAGUAGAAAGCUCGAAAAGCACGCCAGGAUCUUCACUGGUGAACAUAAACUCUGACAGCGGAGAAAUCCACAGUUUACAAUCUUUUAACUAUGAGGAGCUGAACACAUUUCAGUUUAAAGUCCAGGCUAUAGACUCUGGUGUUCCUCCACUCAGCAGUAACGUAAGUGUGAACGUUUUUGUCCUGGAUGAGAAUGACAACAAUCCCGGGAUCCUUGCGCCUUAUUCUGAGCAAGGCUCCAUUAACACUGAGAAUAUCCCCUAUUCUGCUGAAGCGGGAUACUUUGUGGCCAAGAUCAGAGCUGUGGACGCCGAUUCUGGUUACAAUGCGCUGCUUUCUUAUCACAUCUCUGAACCCAAAGGAAACAACUUGUUCCGGAUCGGGAGCAGCAGCGGGGAGGUCAGGACUAAGAGGAGAAUGAGUGACAAUGACCUGAAAACUCACCCACUGGUCAUUUUGGUGUCUGAUAAUGGAGAGCCCUCACUGUCAGCCACUGUGUCUAUUGAUGUUGUAGUGGUUGAUAACACAGGCGACAUCCAGACUAAGUUUAAACAUAUUCCAGUAAAGGAGGAGAGCUUCUCGGAUUUAAAUCUGUAUCUGCUGAUCGCCAUCGUGUCGAUUUCAUUUAUCUUUUUACUGUGCCUCAUCAGUUUAAUAGCAGUAAAAUGCUACAGGACAGAAAGCAGUUUCAGCAGGUACAGCGCCCCAGUGAUCACCACACACCCUGAUGGGAGCUGGUCUUACUCCAAAUCUACUCAGCAGUACGACGUGUGUUUUAGCUCCGACACACUGAAGAGUGACGUAGUGGUUUUCCCUACUCCAUUUCCGCCUGCAGAUGCAGAACUAAUCAGUAUUAAUGGAGGAGACACUUUUAACAGAACACAAACACUCCCUAGUAAAGAGAAGGGAACACACACUGCUCACGCGCUUUUGUUCUGGUCAGCGCUCAUGGAGAUGUAG